AUGAACACGAACAUUUUCUCGGACCUAUUGGCAAUUACAGCUGAUAAUAAGGCAACUUCAACUGGAACAGAACGAGAAAAGAAAAGAGCUGCUCCUUUACCACUUGAAGGUCAAGUAAAAAAGAGUAUGGCUAAUCAUCAUUCAUGCGAAGAACGAGCUUCGAAUAUUACUUCAAAACCUGUUGAACAACCAAAAUUCGUUAGUGCGGCUGAGAUGGCUGCUAAGGCUCGUACAAACAUUCAAAUGAUGCCUGAAAUUUCUGAUGAGGAAUUGCUUGAAAUGGCUAUUAAAUUUGAAAAGGAACAUCCUCAAUAA
Molecule: messenger RNA, 315 nt
Organism: Rotaria sp. Silwood1
Lineage: Eukaryota; Metazoa; Rotifera; Eurotatoria; Philodinida; Philodinidae
Source: the annotation of a GenBank genome assembly